UUUUACAUAAUACAUAAAACACAUUGAUCUAUCAUCAUUAUAGCUGUUUGUUCAGCACUUGUUUUCUGCUCUUAUGUUUAAGGCAUUUUAAGUGUUAUUUAAUGAACCAUGAUGAGGUAGCGGUGGAUAUUGUCAGCUAGCCUUUUUUGCACAUGCCAUUUUAAUAAUAAAGCUAGAUGCUCUCAUAUGGAAUAUAAACCUGUCAGGGCAAACGGUGAGAUUUAACUGUUCCCUUUGAGGUUUUUAAUUGCAUGUAAACAUAAUUUAUCAUUGCUUCAGCUCGGUGAGUGGUGUCUUCUCGCUCAAUUUGACAUUUGUUGGUAGGCACUUUCUAAUGUUAGUUUUUAUAAAUGAAAUUAAGACGUGUACAUAUUUAAACUGCACUUUCUGAUUUUAUUCAUUAAUCCCUGCCGGUUUCUGAUUGUUGGUUUGAUAAUUACUGUGAUUACCAGCAGGUGAUAUUGCAACAGGGUUGCAUCAUCCUUCUUGCAGUUGUUCAUUGUCUUGUGAUGGCUAUGUCACAACCCUGGUUGCUUUAGUAUACCUUAGAGCGUAAAGAAGACUUUAGCAAGUAAUUUAGUAUAUGUCCAUCAAUUAACCAAGAUAUAUUUCAUUUUUAAAAACUGUAUUUUGAGAGAGGUGCUUUUAAGGAAGUAGACCGCCUAUUACGCACCAUCUGUUAUUCAAAUGUGGUUACUCAUUGACAGGACAUUACCCUCUUUUCUCAUCAGCGCUGGUUGUAAAAGUCGGCUCAUCCAUAUUGAGCUGCUCUCUGCAAUUAUAGCAGGACUAAUGGUCUUCAGUUAUCAGAGGCGCAUGCCUCAGAAUUAUGCAACUAUGUCACUGAAUUUUGAUGCAAUUAUGCCACAAAGAACGGACACAGCUUAAUGCUUGCUGGAAUGUUUGUGGGUAUUGGUAUGGUGCUUGGAUUUGCAGCAGUUUAUGAGGAAAUAUUGUUUAAGGAAUUUACAUUCAUGGCAUGUGUUGAAAAGAGGUAAGCUUUGCGCUUCUAAAUUUUAUUGAUAAUUUGCAUCUAUAAACUCCGUGCACCAUUUUUCUCAUAGCAGCAGUCUUUUAGCUUUGUGCUUUUUGACAAAGUCUUACCUUAGUCUUAAUCGGAAAGGUACACUAAAGAGGUCCACAAUGAUCUCCUUAACUGAAUUUGCACUUGCAAUGUGAAAUGCUGUGUUUUGUGAGUAAAUGUGCUGAGUUUUCAUGUAAGAUGCAUACAAGCUGUUCUUUCUUAGAUUAUUUGUUUAGCACAUACUCACAAAUGCACAUGGUUAUUCAUUCAGCUGAGACUUUUCCCUGACUUAGUCAGGAAAUAUUAUUUGUGUUAUAUAAUAUAUAUUGUUUUUAAUGUACUACAGCCAUAGUGUUUGUUAGGGAACACCAUCGUCUAUCUUGUGAUACAGAAUAGGAUUUCUGAAUAAUUGCUGGUCACUUGCCAAAAAUGGCUGAAGAUAAGAGAAAGGCUACUCCUUACCAGCACUUGACCUGUGACUGGUGUUAAUAUAUCUGCCCUAGUUGUUACGUUUUACUUGUCAAGCCUCUCUCAAAUACACCAUGCUUUUGAGAUGGUGAAUGUCUUGGCUUGCUGUAACUGGCAUAAUAGUACGCUGGCCGGCUUUGGCCAGAGGAGGAGGGAGAUGAUGGGGGAUGGCUACAGGUCCUGAGCCCUGCUCGCUGAGUUUCCGAUCAGCUCAAUCCGGGAUUAGUUCACUGACGGAGAUGGUGCUGACCCUUUGCCAAAUUGGGCCUUACAGCUACACCCAUUUACCCUGCUGGACAAACUGAGAGAUGGAGGCAUUCAUUGAAAAUUUUCCCUGGCAAGACGGCCCCUGGAACCAGGACCAGGUUGAGAGCAGAAAGUCAUUACUUCAAAAUCUGCCUUUAACAUUUGCUGCACCUAUUGUGCAAGGUUACUAGGACAUUGCUGUGUUUACUGUAUGGAGUAUUUAUAACAGCAGAUCAAGAGACUCCUGAGGCAAAUUCCUCCCGGGGAAUGUUUCCGCUGUUCUCGGGGGGACAAGCGGAGCAAUUACACAGUCUGUCUGAGUCGAGGAGGGAGCACUGUGUUAACCAUAAAGCGCACGUAAAGCUAAAAAAACCCACCGUUUCUGCUUUCAGGGGACUUCAGCGGGUGCAAGCCAGAGAGAUAAACUGGUCUCCCAUUGGCAGGUCCCUGGAUGCCCCGCGGCGAACUGUCCUCGGCCGCCCAGUUCUUCCCAAUGGCCGGGAGUUGACCAAGCCCACCAAGAUGACGCUGCGCGAGCAGCUGAGAGAGAAGAUUUCAGCGGCCUUCUACCGCCACGGGCUGCUGUGUGCCUCCUAUCCAGUACCCAUCAUCCUCUUCACCUCGGCCAGCAUCCUCACCUGCUGCUAUCCAUUAUUGAGGCUCCCCCUGCCUGGGACGGGUCCUGUGGAGUUCACCACAGGGCUGCGAGACUACAGCGUUCCUUUCCAUGAGCCUCAGGGUGACUUUGGAGAGCGCCCUGACUGGUACCGGGGUCCUCCGGUCGCCUACAUCCAGCAGGUGUUGGUGAAGGCAGCAGUGUCUCCAUGGGACAACAGCCUGGUGCCGGUGGAUGUCUUUCGGUCGCCUCUUGGGCGAGUCUUCAAUCUGCUGGAAGAGCUCCGCAACCAUGUUCACUCCGACAGCUCCGGCAUUCGCAGUCUGGAGUCUUUGUGUCUCCAGGUGACAGAUCUGUUUCCAGGGUUACGGCGGAUGCAGUCGGUGCUGCCAGAGCAUGGCUGCCUUCUUGUUUCUCCUGGCAACUACUGGCAGAACCAACGAGAGCUGUUUGACUCGGACCCCGACCCCCUCAAGACCAUCCAGAAACAUGAACCGAAAGGCUUGCACACCUCAGCGACAUUGCGAGACUUGCUGUUCGGGGUUCCUGUGAAGUACUCGGGGGUCAGUCACUACAACAGGAAGAGGGUGGUGACCUAUACAAUCACUGUAGUUCUAUCCAGUUAUGAUGCAAGGUUCCUAGGCAGCCUACGGGCCCGCCUGAAGCAGCUUCACCCAUCCGCCAACUGCACCCUCAGAGAUGACCACAUGGUUCACGUCCACUUCAAGGAGGAGAUCGGCAUUGCUGAGCUCAUCCCGCUCGUCACCACAUACAUCAUUCUUUUUGCCUACAUCUACUUCUCUACACGUAAGAUCGACAUGGUGAAAUCUAAGUGGGGCCUUGCUCUGGCUGCUGUGGUCACAGUGCUCAGCUCUCUGCUCAUGUCUGUGGGUCUGUGUACACUGUUUGGACUGACACCCACACUUAAUGGAGGUGAGAUCUUCCCUUAUCUGGUGGUGGUAAUCGGGCUGGAGAACGUCUUGGUGCUCACCAAGUCUGUGGUUUCCACCCCUGUCGACCUCGAGGUCAAACUGCGCAUAGCUCAAGGCCUUAGUAAUGAGAGCUGGUCUAUCAUGAAGAAUAUGGCCACUGAGCUGUGUAUUAUCCUCAUUGGAUAUUUCACUCUUGUGCCAGCUAUCCAGGAAUUCUGUUUAUUUGCUGUUGUGGGGCUGGUGUCUGACUUCUUCCUGCAGAUGUUUUUCUUCACCACUGUACUAUCUAUAGACAUUCGCCGCAUGGAGCUGGCUGACCUGAACCGCCGCCUGCCAGCUGAAGCAGGUAUGCCUCCACCCAAGCCAGGCCCCCUGCGUACACGUGAGGUACCCCCUCCACCGCGACCCUCUCCGCAUACAAUCACUCUGCAGACACCAGCCUUUAGAAACUUGAGGCUCCCCAAGAGGCUGCGUGUGGUGUACUUCCUGGCUCGCACGCGCCUGGCUCAGCGCAUCAUCAUGGCUGGCACAGUGAUCUGGAUUGGUAUCCUUGUGUAUACCGACCCAGCUGGAAUCCGCACCUACCUGGCUGCACAGGUGUCUGAACAAAGCCCCUUAGGCGACCCCGGGGGAGGCGGUCUGCCCCCACACCUGGGAGUGGCCCCGGUUUUUCGAGGUGGGGAUCCUACCAGCACCUUGAGCAUCCAUCGUGCACCAGAUCCAACUCCUUUACCUGAGAACCAAUCGCAGGGACAUCAUGGCCCUCCAAGGGCAGAGCCCAUUCCACAGUCCCCACCCGCUGUACCUCAGAUCACCUGGGGGGAGGAGGAUGAGGAGGGAUGGAGGAGACUGUCCUUCAGGCACUGGCCAUCACUCUUCAGUUACUACAACAUCACUUUAGCAAAAAGGUACAUUAGCAUCUUACCUGUCAUCCCAAUCACUGUUCAUCUGACACCCCAGGAGGCCAUUGACGCACGUCACCCUCAGGACACGAGACACCCUCAACCACCCAUUCUCAAGGUUUCUGCUGACUUGCAGACAGACCUCACCCUCUACAAGGUGGCAGCUCUGGGCCUGGCUGCGGGUGUCCUGCUGGUUCUGCUGCUCUUCUGUCUGUAUCGCGUUCUCUGCCCACGAAACUAUGGUCAGAAUGGUGUCCCUCAUGGGCGGCGGCGGCGAGGGGACCUGCCCUGUGACGAUUACGGCUAUUCACCACCUGUCAGCGAGAUCUCACCACUGCUGCUGAGGGGCCACAGUAUGGAUAUCGAGUGUUUGGCUAGCGAUGGGAUGCUGUUAGCUAGCUGCUGCCUGGCUGGACAGAUCCGGGUUUGGGACGCACAGACUGGGGACUGCUUGACUGUCAUUCCAAAUCAUGGGCUGAGGCGGAGCAGCAGCAGUGGCUGCUGGGACCAUCGGAAUGGCUGGGACAGCAUGACCGGGGCUCAAGAAUCAGAGUGUUUGAGUCCUGAACGAGACAUCUCAUUUAAUGGAGACGGGCUGACAGAGGACGAGCUCUACCCAGUAAGACGCCGCACCACGCCCAGUCGUCCCACUCUUUUCAUUGACCAGCCCGAUCUCACCCCGCUCAUUGACACCAACUUCACCUCCCAGCCCCCUUCCCACCUGUCCACCGCACCCAGAGCAGGCUUUGAUUUUGGAGGACUGGUGGAGCGUGCCUACAUGGAGCACGAGCCCCCAUCACCAUCUACCUACGCCUCUCCGUCCUCAGCCUCCUCCUCGCCCCCAUCAGGCACUCAACUCCAGAGGAGUCCGAGCUUAGGGGAAGCAGCUACACCUGUAAUCCAAGAAAGAUCCCCAAUGGCUGGGGCGCAAGCGGCAGGAGACUGGGAAAGUUCUGUCUGGGCCAUGGAGCUCAGAGGGAAUCUGAUAGCUGCCGGGAGGAGCAGCGGCAAACUGGAGCUGUGGGAUGCAGUGGAAGGGUGGCUACGCUGCAGCAAUGAAGACGGUGUUUCUGGGAUCACAGCUCUGGCCUUUCUCAACAACAGAAUUGUGGCAGCUAGGCUGAACGGGUCCUUAGAUUUCUUCACUGUUGAGAUGAACAAACCUCUGGGUCUGCUGCAGUACAGAGGUCCCCCUGGGCGAAGCAGCAUGCCUCAGUCUCCCUGUUACAGCAGUGAGGAUGUGAUCAGCUGCCAGCUCACACGCUCCGUACAGUGUGCUCACCAAAAGCCGAUCACGGUGCUUCGUGCAGCUGCCGGCAGAGUCGUCACUGGCAGCCAAGACCACACAGUCCGGGUUUAUCGACUGGAGGACUCUUGCUGCCUCUUUACCCUGCAAGGUCACUCUGGAGGGAUUACAGCCAUCUACUUAGACCAGACGAUGGUUCUAGCAAGCGGUGGGCAGGACGGCGCCAUCUGCUUGUGGGAUGUCCUGACAGGGAGCCGAGUCAGCCAUGUUUACGGUCACUGUGGUGAUGUCACCUCGCUGGUGUGUACAACCUCUUGUGUCAUCAGCUCAGGACUGGAUGACCUCAUCUGUAUCUGGGACCGCAGCACUGGAAUCAAGCUGUACUCAAUACAGCAGGAGGUGGGUUGCGGGGCCAGUCUGGGUGUGAUCUCAGAGUCUCUGCUGGUGACGGGGGGGCAGGGCUGCGUCUCCUUCUGGGACCUGAAUUUCGGCGACCUGCUGCAGACGGUGUACCUGGGUCAGAGUAGCGACGGUCAGGGUGUCCGGCAGCUGCUGGUGCUGGACAACGCCGCCAUCGUUUGUGACUUUGGCAGCGAGCUCAGCUUGGUCUACGUUCCCUCGGUGUUGGAGAAACUGGACUGAGAAGGGCUGGCAGCUAUCAGUGGGAACAGUCAAAGCAUCUAGUUUUUGCUUUGUUUCAUUGCUUCUGGUGUUUGGAUGAUGUGCGAUCAUUAGAUACAAGACUAUCUGUUUUAACAGCGAGGUGUUUUAAAGUCUGAAUAUCAUGAGGAAAAACUGGCCGUUGAGCCUACUGCGUUUUAUCAGAGCCAUCUUGCUGACGUUACGGAAGGUCGCGAGUUUGGUUAAGGUUGGAUUUUUCUCACUUGAAGGGAGCUCGCCAGUUCUGAGUUUGUGCUUUUUGUGCACGCACAUUUGUUUUUGCAGAUCUGCCCUCUAUGCUGCUCACACAGGGCGGGGGGAGGCUUGUGACCCCACCCACCCAGAGAGGAGGACCAUAGAGCUCCUCUUUUUUGUUUUGUUUUCUUUCUUUUUAAUAUUCCUGCUGUGCCGUGCGCUCAACAGCGAAGUGCAGCCACAGAGAGCUCGACAGGUCCAUCGCCUGCGGGGAUGAAUUGAGCGCGUGUGUGUGAGAGAGAGAUUGAUUGAAUGAGUUUAGACCCUUUUUAUAGUAAAACUGCUGAGAACAAAAGUUGAUUGGUUAUGUGUGCGUUUGUGUGAGGGAGAACCAAUGAUUACUGUAUAAAGUAAACCUCCAGAGGGGGCUGUUUUUAUGUCUACAUUUAUUAUUUAUUAGCGAUACUUUUUUUUUUUUUUUUCCCUUUUUGAGUAACAGUUUGUAUAUGAAUGACUAAUCACAGCUCUUAAAUAAGACCAUAAUAAUGUGGAAAAGGUGACUUAAAUGUAAGAAGGUGUUUAUUUGUUUGGCAGCACUGGGCUUUUGGUUGGUUGUAAUACUGAGGUGGAAACAUGUGUGUUUGUAGAUUUGGAGGCCGCAGGGAAGCAGAAAGGGUUCCUCCUUUACCCCAACCUCGGCCUCUGACUCUGGGGUUACUGAUGCUGUACGAGGGGCUGCUUUUCCCCAGUGUGUUACACCUUCAUCAGGCUACCUCCAAUUUUCAAAUAGCUUGAAUUUUGGAUGACUGAUGUUGCAAUUUUUUUAUUUUAUUUUUAUUUUUUUUAAUACAUUCUGUGCUUUAGAGAUUUUUUUUUUUUUUUUUUAAAUCACCAUUUAGCCAUAACUUGGUCACCUGAUAUCAUUUUUAAUCCACAAUCUUUAAUUCAAGCCACAAAGGGUGACAAAACCUUGUCGACUACUUGGAUCACGUUAGAUAUACUGUGUGUCUAUUUUUAGUUUUUGGUAUGUUGUUGAUGCACGCUUAAGCAGAGUUUGUCCUGAAACCUGUUCUUUUUUUUUCUUUCUUUUCUUUCUUUUUUUUUUUUUUUUUU
Molecule: messenger RNA, 7402 nt
Organism: Haplochromis burtoni (Burton's mouthbrooder)
Lineage: Eukaryota; Metazoa; Chordata; Actinopteri; Cichliformes; Cichlidae
Product: SREBF chaperone
Exons: 23
Coding region: 2006-6076 (1356 amino acids)
Biological process (GO): SREBP signaling pathway
Cellular component (GO): endoplasmic reticulum membrane; Golgi membrane
Molecular function (GO): sterol binding; protein binding
Source: RefSeq, a predicted model, not a curated record